Molecule: messenger RNA, 2775 nt
Organism: Yarrowia lipolytica CLIB122
Lineage: Eukaryota; Fungi; Ascomycota; Dipodascomycetes; Dipodascales
Cellular component (GO): nuclear pore
Molecular function (GO): structural constituent of nuclear pore; protein binding
Source: RefSeq, a predicted model, not a curated record
AUGGUGGCGAAAACGUUUCGAGAGGAGCCCGUCGGCGGCACCCAUCAACAAGUGGAAUACUUGUUUCCCAACGUGGAGAUUGAUGGCUCGAAAUUGAUCACGAAAAAGGUGGUGGACGAAAGAAAGCGAAAACUGGAAUCUGACGAUGCCGAGGAGGUGUUUCUGCGACGCUACGUGUCCAAGGAAGGGCAGAUGUUCCAGAGCUCGACCAAUGGCGAGUUUUCUGUGCGCUUCUUCGACGAGUCGCACAUCAUGGAGGUGACUGGAGUGAAUCACGAUCGCAAGAGUGUGCGUAUCUAUUUUCCCGAGGGACUACAGAACCAUUGCACGUGUGUGACUGAAAAGGAUGGGGUUCUUUACAUUGAUUCCAUUUCAAACAGCUUUCUGCUGUACAGCGUGAAGCUGCCAUUUGCUCUGUUCAAUGAGGACAACACCGAGCAUUACGACACCUCACGGUUCUUUCAGCAGCAGGAGGACUACGGCAUUCGAAGCCGAAAGCCGCUUCUUCUCAAGUCGCUCAAGGGCCAGUCCAACGAACUUGUGCUAUCUUUAUGCGACGGAGGACUCAUGAAAUUGGAACGACAAGAGAAGAACGGCCUGUUUCUGACAUCGUUAUUUUCCGACCCCUCGUAUCUCACGAGCCUCAAGGACCGGUUCUUCAGCAAGGACAAGAUUGCGUCCAUGCCGCAUCUCAGCAUCCACGCUAUUAUCUCUAUGACAAACUUUGAGAACCACCUGUUGACCGUGUCUGUCAACCAGACUCUCAAAAAGUGGGAUCUGAAUACUCUCACCGGCACAGAAAUCAAGUUUGACAGCGACAAGAGCAAACUCGACACUGAGCCUGUCACUCGAGUGUGUGCGUCGGGCGAGUUCUUCAUCACCUUUUGUGGAGAAACCAUCUACUUCUGGGAUCAAAACUUCGUCCAGGUCUUCUCGUCCAAGAUCCCAGACAUUGGACUAUGGUCGCUAAAGGACAUGGCGUUCCGUCAAAACGAGGGUCAGUUCGAGGUCUCCACCGUGUGGAUGUCUGGUGUGUCCCACGUUGUCAAGAAGGCUACAGUAAACAGAAAUGGAGACAUCCAGUGGUCUGAGUGUGGAACACCUCUUCGAAUGCUCCCACCACUCACAGUCCACGACUACGAGCGUGCCGUCUCUCUUUACAGCGUGCCCCUUCUCAAGGCUGCUCUUUCCAUCUUCUCUCGACAUGGAGGAGGAGGAAACACCAUCAGUGAAGCCAUCUCGUCACAGCUCAGACUCUACACUAACCACAGCGGUCCCGACUACACUGGCUACGCCAAGGACCAGGUUGAGGCUUGGAGCAAGUUUGAAGGUAUCUGCCAGGAGCUCAGCAGACAGGCUAGUGCAUGCAUCGGAAGCAGUCUUUCUGGUGCCCAGAUCUAUAUUCUAACUGGAACCGGUGUGUCUACCAUCCGACCUUCCACUGAACUAGAAAAGCUGUACGAUGAGAGAAACAUUGAUGGCUCCAACUUGUCCAAGCUCAUGUUCACUAUUGAUCGGUUCACUCAACAGCUGACAAACCGAGCUCGACGAAAUAUUGUAUCGUUCAUGGAGGAGGACAUCCUGGCUCUGCCCCACUACUCUCAGGGCAACCGAAUGGCCGACAUGAUGAACGUGCUCAUCAAGGAGGUGCCCAAACUGGCGUACAAGAAGCUGUUUGACUCGUUCAACGGCGUAUACAACCUUCUCGAUACCUUUGACGACCUGGCUGCCGUAAUGGAUACGUCUAGAGGCUCCAUUGAUACAGCCUAUGUUAUGUGUCUUGAUGCUUUGGUCUCUCUUUUGCUCAUUUACAACCGAGACGGAGAUGAAACCGGUCUGGACAAGAACAGAGUCGUUCGCGUGUUUGUGCGGUUCAUGAACCACUUUAGAACAUUCACAAUUGCCCGAGAGUGUGCAUUUCAACAGGGCGAGCGAUACGGCACUCUGGACAACUUUUCGGAGACCAGGUUUUUCGAGGUGCUGGCUCGACUACCUGCUGAUCGAGCAGCCAAGCUCACACGGUUCCUCAACACUGACCGACCUUCUCGGUUUGUUAAGGGUCUGAUUCUGCUCCGUAUGGGUGAGUCCCGAAAGGCCAAGCGAUGUUUCUUUGAGGGAGAGUUCCCCUCCGACGAUACACUGAGCCACUUUGGUCUGCCAGCUCGAGGACAAGACUCAUACUACGAGUACACGAGCAAGGUGAUUGCGGGUCUUGGAUUCAACGAGCUCGCCGUCAUUUUUGCAUCCAGAGUAACAAACCCAGACACAGCCUGUCUCAUCAACAAGUUCCGAUACGCCUUGGCUGCCCGAAACUACGACGUCGCAUACUACACUGCCAUUGCUGAGCUCAAGCAUAAGGACAAUGUGGCCGAGCUGAUCCUGGACAUGGCCAAGCAUCAGCCCCUGAGGCUGCUCACCUACCCCUUCACAUCCUACCAUCCUCUGGUGGAUGCAAUUCUGGCCUCGUCCAGCUUGCCCAACAAGUACAAACUGUUGUACGCCUGGAGAGUUUCUCGGGAGGACCUCAAGGGAGCUGCCUGUGCUCUGUACGAGCAGCUACUGACAGUCAAGCAGGGUAUUGACCAAGGAAUGUCUGAGAAGAAGACGUAUGUGGCCGAGCUCUACUCCAGCAUUCUCAACGUUCUGGCUCUUCAGGGCAAGGACGAUGCCUGGUUUGUUUCGAAUGGAAAGGUUCACACUCUGCAGGAUGUUGAGAACGAACAUAGCCAGUGGUUGGCAGGUAUGGUUCGGGAGAUGAAGUUGGUGUUGAGGUAG